UUCCUUCAGGACACUUUUGAAUGUAGCACCGCGGCGUACAAAGCAUGCAAAAGUGUCAAAGCCGAACCCUGGGUUUGAUUAUUGUUUAUUAAGACGAACUCUUACAAUAUUAAUAAUAAUGGAUGAUCAAGGAUGCCCGAGAUGCAAGACGACCAAAUACAGGAAUCCAUCUCUGAAGCUAAUGGUUAAUGUGUGUGGACACACGCUGUGUGAGAGCUGUGUGGACAUGCUGUUUGUUCGUGGCUCAGGUAACUGUGUGCAGUGUAACACCCCUCUCAGAAAGAGUAAUUUCCGUGUGCAGCUUUUUGAAGAUCCAGCCAUCGAUAAAGAGGUGGAGAUCCGCAAGAAGGUUCUUAAAAUUUAUAAUAAGAGGGAAUUCGAUUUUCCAGCUCUGAAAGAAUAUAAUGACUACCUAGAGCAAGUGGAAGACAUUGUGUACAACAUGACUAAUAACGUAGAUGUUGAAAAGACAAAGCAGAUGAUGGAGCAGUACCAGCGAGUGAACCGGGAUGUUAUACAGAGAAACAAAGUCAAACUGACGCGUGAGCAGGAGGAGUUGGAGGAGUUGUUGUUGCUGGAGCAGCAGAAUAUAGAGCAGAGGAGACUGGAGACCCUUCAGGAGGAACAGAGACAACUACAGGCCAAGAGGAAAAACAAACAGGCCCUGCUGGAUGAACUGGAGAGCUCUCAGUUACCUGCGGCCUUGCUCUUGGCUCAACAUAAAGAUCGAGCCUCUCAACUGGAGACUCAGAUAGAAAAACAGAAGCAGAAUGUCAAACCGACAAACAUCUUCUCUACUGGAAUACUGAUGGGUCAGACGGUGUCUUUGGCUCCUGUGACUCAUGUGGAAGAGGUGUUGUACGUCUAUCAGCCUAUUCACAUCGAUACAUACGGCCCCCCCAUUCCAGAACUGGAACAGCUGGGCCGACUGGGGUAUUUGAAUCAUGUGCGCACAGCUUCUCUACAGGAUCAGGCUGGUGGUUAUACAUCAGGAUUGGCCUGCCAUCGUGCUGUCCAGGAUGCAUUCAGUGGCCUGUUUUUAUGA
This is a messenger RNA of Triplophysa rosa, 1045 nucleotides long. RefSeq names its product MNAT1 component of CDK activating kinase (gene mnat1). NCBI's taxonomy places the organism in Eukaryota, Metazoa, Chordata, Actinopteri, Cypriniformes, Nemacheilidae. The transcript has 8 exons. Bases 119 to 1045 code for a protein of 308 amino acids. The record is from RefSeq and is a predicted model, not a curated record. Gene Ontology annotation, cellular component: transcription factor TFIIH holo complex. Gene Ontology annotation, biological process: positive regulation of cyclin-dependent protein serine/threonine kinase activity; regulation of transcription by RNA polymerase II; nucleotide-excision repair. Gene Ontology annotation, molecular function: cyclin-dependent protein serine/threonine kinase activator activity.